AUGGGUCGUCAGGAUCCCAAUCACAAAUUUCUUUGGGAGAUCGCCAAGUAUGGAGAGAUGACAACGGUUCAUCUCGGUGCCAAAACAUGGAUCUUCCUCAACUCCCACCGGGUUGUCUCUGAGAUCAUCGCCAAGCGCGGCAGUGUGACAAACACCCGCUCACCCAUGCCAAUUGCCAGCGGUCUCGUCAGCCGCGAUGGGCGGUCGUUGAUUCUCCCGCAAGAAACCUGGUCGGAGCGCCGGCGCGUAAUGCAUAGUCUCCUAAGUGGCAGUGCGCUGAAGCAGUACGGAGAAUGGCAAGAGCUAGAGAGUACGCAGAUGAUGGCUGAAUACCUCUUUCACCCGGAGAAGUGGUAUAAGCACCACUAUCGGUAUGCGAAUUCUGUUGUCCAUCGCAUUGUGCUGGGAGAGCGGCUUGCCAAGUCAACUCAGGAACUAGCAGAUCUACAGAACUGUGUCACAUUUUUCGUCGGGAGUAUUGGCUCCAGCAUCAUCGACUGGUUUCCUGAGCUGGCCCGGUUGCCUAAAGUCCUCCAGUUUUGGCGUGCCCAUUGGCAAUCCCUGGGCGACUGGAACUAUGGAGUGUAUAACUCAUGGUGGGCUCCAGUCAAGAAACAAGUCGACGAGGGAACCGCUCCACCAUCCUUUGUGCGAGAUGUUCUGCUUAACGAAGACACGAGAUACAAGGGAGAUGAUCAAGACUGUAUGUAUCUCGCCAUGCAGCUGAUAGAGGCUGGAAGUGACACGACACGAGAAGCGCUGAACAUCAUGGUAAUGGCGAUGCUUGAGUACCCGGAGCCUUUCCUCAAGGCCAGAGCCGAGAUUGAUCACGUAUGCGGCUAUGGAAAGGAUGCUCGUCUUCCGGUGCUUGCAGACAUGGAAAAUCUGCGCUUUAUCUGCGCCAUUGCAAAGGAAGUGUUGCGCUGGCGGCCGAUCUUUGUCGUCACACCUGACCAUGUUGCCUCCCAAGAUAUUGAUUUUGAAGGCUAUAAAUUUCCGGUGGGCACCGGUUUUGUGAUCAACGAAGUGGCAGUCGGUAGUGAGUGUGAGAACCCCACUGCAUUUGACCCAGAUCGAUGGAUGAAUGGCCUUGAGACAGAUAUUAGCCAUGGACUUUGGCAGUUUGGCGGCGGUAGGCGCAUCUGUGUUGGCUAUCGCCUGGCUCAGAGAAGUCUCUUCAUCAAUAUUGCGAGGCUUAUACAGUGUGUUGACUUCAAAGCAGAUGGUCCCUACAACCCCAAGAUUCUCAAUUUAGAAUCCAUCGAUGAACCAUUUCCUGUGAAGGCCACAAUUCGCAGCGACGAUUAUGAGCAUUUGAUUCUCACCGAGGCUACUAGAGCUGGCGUGUUAGAUGAUGCUAAGCUGGAUCGAAAUUGA
This is a messenger RNA of Clonostachys byssicola, 1377 nucleotides long. NCBI's taxonomy places the organism in Eukaryota, Fungi, Ascomycota, Sordariomycetes, Hypocreales, Bionectriaceae. The record is from the annotation of a GenBank genome assembly.